Aethina tumida (small hive beetle) is the source of this 526-nucleotide messenger RNA. RefSeq names its product cytochrome b-c1 complex subunit 7. The coding region runs from base 124 to 456 and encodes 110 amino acids. Lineage: Eukaryota; Metazoa; Arthropoda; Insecta; Coleoptera; Nitidulidae. The record is from RefSeq and is a predicted model, not a curated record. The transcript has 2 exons. Gene Ontology annotation, biological process: mitochondrial electron transport, ubiquinol to cytochrome c.
UGAGUACCAACAUUAUUUGUGGUUGGUAACAAUUUACCCAGAGAAGUUAGGUAUUAAUCAUUACCACCAUCGCCAAUUUUAGUUACUUAACCAAUUGCCCCGUUCUAAGGUUACUGAGGUAAAAUGGCUGUAAGCUUCGUACAAAAACGUUUCAUGAGCAGCGCCCUUCAAAGAUGGGCUUACAACUUGUCGGGAUUUAACAAAUACGGACUCAUGAGAGACGACCUCUUGUACGAAGAUGCCGAUGUUAAAGAAGCCCUGAGAAGACUGCCACAAAAUGAAGUUGAUGCCCGCAACUACCGUAUCUUAAGAGCCACACAACUGUCCAUCCAAAAAGACAUUCUGCCCAAAGAACAAUGGACAAAAUUGGAGGAUGAUAAGUUAUACCUUACCCCAUUAGUUAAUGAAGUUAUUAAAGAAAGGGAAGAACGUGAAGAAUGGAACAAGAACUACUAAAUUUAUUUAAAAUGGUAGUAUAAAAAUUGUUGUAAAUUGUAUUUAAAUAAAUGUAUUUAAUAGUGUUGGA